Messenger RNA from Mya arenaria, 3692 nucleotides. Its product is annotated as ATM interactor-like. Lineage: Eukaryota; Metazoa; Mollusca; Bivalvia; Myida; Myidae. Bases 8 to 2560 code for a protein of 850 amino acids. The record is from RefSeq and is a predicted model, not a curated record. Gene Ontology annotation, cellular component: nucleus. Gene Ontology annotation, molecular function: DNA-binding transcription factor activity, RNA polymerase II-specific; transcription cis-regulatory region binding. The transcript is spliced from 4 exons. Gene Ontology annotation, biological process: regulation of transcription by RNA polymerase II.
AGUGAAAAUGACAGAAAGUGUUGUCACAGUUGUUCCAACUAUUCGGCAACUUUUGACGACAGUUAAGGAUGUUAAAUGCACAGUUGACGGGUGCAACAAAAUAUUCUGUCAUACUGGCGCUUUGCAUAUGCAUUUAACAAAAUCACACCGGCAGAUUCAUAAUGAACGUGAUGGACGUCUGUUUCACAAAAGGAAAGCAUCAUCUGGUGACAGUCUGGUCCACUACAAUUGUCCAGUCGAUCCUUGUGUCUACAACAAGGGGUCCAAAAAGUUUUUUUCAACAUUUGCCCUUGUAAAGCAGCACUACAGGAGAGUGCAUGCAGAGCGCAAUUAUGUCUGUACAAAAUGUGCAUCAAGUUUCUGUCAGGAUUAUGACCUCCAGAAACAUUGGGCCAAGUGUGGGGUAAUGUACCAGUGUGGAUCCUGUUCUGUGGACUACACAACAAAGGAGGCCCUCCUCAUGCACUGCAAGACAGAGAAACAUGUUUACCCUGCUGAAUACCAGAGACAGAAAAAGGUGGAGGCCAAUAUAAAAAAACCUAAGAAUCAGCCACAGGAAAGUAGUCCAGCAGUUAUCACUAUUACCCAGACACCCAUCAUUGUAAUUCCCUCGAACGCUUUACAGACUUCUUUUGAACAAAACAAUUCAAGAAAUAUCUUAGAAGUUGACCAUUCCUCGUCUUCUAAAAUGACAAUUCCAGAAAAUAGCCAUACAAACAUUUUGUCUGAUAGAAAUGAUGCUCUUGUUCAAACAGAUAUUUAUGGGGUUGAAACUUUGAAUUUGAGCUCCACAAAUGAUCAUAGUAAUUCAGAUAAUUUUAAUGCGUGCAAUAGUCCCCAUGUUUCAAAUCCACAACAGUACUCUGUGAUAGAUAGACCAGUAAAAUCACCAGGAAGACGACAGGGACAGAUAAAGCGGAGAAGUGUUGGGGGACGAGACAUGAACCCAGGUUCUCCACGAAGGAAAAAGCUGAAGUCUACUACAGGAAUGCAGACAUCGGUUAGCUUGACUAGGAAAAAGGCUGCAGCUGUGGUGAUUAGUACACAAACGCCAGGAGAUUUUAUCCUGCAAACUGCCAUGAAGCAAGCAGAUAUUAAAAUACAGAAAAGAACAAUAGGGUCUCAAGUAACUCCAAAGAAGGCCAACUCACAGGGCCAAAGUCAGCUGAAGUCUAGUGAGAUUCAGACUUUCAUAUCUGGGUUCAGGCCUCAACUUGUAGAUUCCAGCAGUCAGGUCCAACAGAAAAAUAUUUUAUCUGAAGUGAUGGCCCAGAACAUGUCUGAACAGGAGACCAUGACUGAACUGCCCCUGACAGCUGCCACUCAGACCCCACAGUCAUACUUGGGAGGGGAGUCAGCCAAUUAUAAUGUUGGAGGUGGUGGAGCUUACCAUUCAAGUGUAACAGUAGAUGGUCAUUCAAAUGAGCCUUUCUCUUACAAUGGAAAGUGUCCUGUUUCUACCACAGAUAGUAGUGUUCAAAUAUUCAGUGAAAAUUUUGAAACUUCCGUCAAGUAUCAAAUGCCUUCAUCUUUGAGACAGGAAACAAGUGAUAGCCAAUUAUUCAAAGGUACUGCAUCAAAUCUAGGUGGUUCAGAGCAUACUAUCUCAAAUUUCAGUGCAGACAAUAAACUGCCAACUGAUUUAAAGACUUCAGAUCAUGAGGUACAAGCUAUGUCUGCAUCAGAAUUUGAAACACUGCUGCAAUCCAGUGGGAUAUUCAUUAACAACUCUGACUUAUUUAAACAAACAUCUUUUUCAACCGUUCAACCACAUACAAAUUUUAUCAACUCCUCCAGACUCGACAGCCAGGCUGCCAACCUAGAUUUUCUGAAUAUUGGAACAAGCAUGACAGAUAUGAACACACAGACUGGUUCAGAUUACAACUUAUUCGAUGAACUUGAGGCUGUGGAUUCCAACACACAAACACCUGGGGACAUGGACUUCAUAGAUCUUGUAAUGUCCAACAUGGAAACCCAGACUCUUAAUGACGACGAUUUAAGAAGUCUUGGUCUGAUUGAUACAUACACAAUACCGUCAACCCACACUCACAGCAUGGCCAUUGGGACUAGUGACUUUGAAUCCAACUUCAGUUCAUUUGAUUCCAAUCCCUUCAUUGAGCAUCAUGCGAACAACACAGAUACGUGUACGAUGGGAGUAGGAACCAGUGACUUUGAUAAAAUGGAAGAUGCUAUUGCAGACGUUGGUAAAAAGAAAGCCCAGAACAUGUAUUAUGCGUACAAACUUUCAGGUAAUGAACGAAACAAUGUUUCAACAGAGCUUGAAAGUGUGGCUGAUUUGGAUCCUUUCAAAGAUAAUCAAAGUAAUGAAAGUGAACGCCAUAAAGUAGUAGCUUCUGAAGCACAGACUGGCAGUAGUGGCACGACUGGUGGAGAGGGUGGAGAUGGACUUUCACAAGCCGGUAUUAACCUUGGCUCUGCUCCAAAUGUGUCUGAGACCCAGACGCAGGUAGAUUCUACAGACACAGGUUUCACAACCAUCAAUAUGGAAACGCAAACAACAUUUGAGGACCUACAGCAGCUUUGUGAAAUGAUCAAAUAGACCCGCGGUCAUUAAACUUGCCACUCUGAUUUAUUAUACUCUUGCACUGAUUCUGGCUUUUUGUAUGUUAAGCUUGAUUUGCAUCUAUUUGUAUGCUUACUAUGUAGUGUUGUCUAUAUGCACGGAGUUGUAUUAUAUAUAUAUAUCCAUGAACGUUGCUCCUUGUCACAUGUAGUCAACAUAUUUGUUUUGCCAUCAGUCUAUAUGCACGGAGUUGUAUUAUAUAUAUCCAUGAACGUUGCUCCUUGUCACAUGUAGUCAACAUAUUUGUUUUGCCAUCAUAUUUAUAUUACUUAGUAAAUCUUAUCUUGGUGACUUUUGCCCAGGUCUGAUGGUUCAGGAAAACCAUUGAUAUUGUUGUUGAAGCUCUCGUUUAUUAGAGAAUCUCAAACAACAUUUGUAACAAUGAUAUGGGGGAGGAAGGUUUCUAUCAAUCAUUAACUGCUUUCAGUAGUAAUGGUUUGUCUAUCUUAAAUAUCUGAUCGCACAGUAAAAACAGCAAACAAGUCUUACAUAAAAUCUGAGCUGUGGAGUGCGGUAGUGAGACUACUGUUAAUUUCAAGCUAUACAUUUAGGUACAACAGAUUGAUUUUGCUAUGUGUACAACAUAGAUUUUUCAUUAUCAAAUCUCUGUUGAAUGAGAAUGAAGCAAUAGGAAAUCUGUGGUUUUGUUAUUGAUAAUACUCUAGCCACAAUUUCUCCAACAAUCUUAACUCCAUUAUAACAGGAUCAAGUUGCUGAUCAAUUUCCCGUAAGCUCUCUCUUUUUGCUUCCGUAUUAUUUGUGUAAGAUUCUUAUUUGGAGAGUUUUAAAGGAAAUUAUUUAUAAGAUAAUCGUUAUUAACAACUUUUUGUAUUGUUAAAUCAAGUUUUAGCAAGUAUUUAGGAUGGCUUGUUAUGCUUCACUAGUUGUGAAAAAAUUGAGGCCUAAAAUUUGAUAUGAGAUUUUCUGCUUUGUUUUAGACUUGUUACUUUCUUAGUUUGUUAUGUUUAGUCUUGUACCUUUAAGGAUUAGCACCCAGUUGCCUUUCAAAUGUAAUUUAAUUACACAUAGAUUAUGCAAUAACAAAUAUAAUUUGUUGAAUGAAUAUAGUAAAGCUUUAAAUUGUAAGAAGUGUUGUUUUAUAUAUAUC